This is a messenger RNA of Drosophila serrata, 1945 nucleotides long. RefSeq lists its product as uncharacterized. Lineage: Eukaryota; Metazoa; Arthropoda; Insecta; Diptera; Drosophilidae. The record is from RefSeq and is a predicted model, not a curated record.
UUAUGAGAAAAUAACGAAAGCCUAAUUAAACUGUCACAUAAUUUAACUUAAUUUGAUAUGAAAAAUAUUAUAAAUUAAUAGGAAUUACCAGACCCUAACGAAUCAAUGGGAGAGUUUAUAUAUAUUUUUUUUAAUUAUUUGCCUCAAUGGCCCACUGAAGCUGUGACGUCAAUUUGUGCGUCUUGUCACGUUCACACACCGUUUUCACGCUCUGGGCCAUUGCACGACAAUUCGUAAUAAAGGCAACCGAUACAGGAAGGCACUGAGAAAGAGAGAGAUAAGGUUGAGAUAAAACCCCAGGGAGACGCUUUUGACUUUGCACUUUUUUCCAGCUGCCUCUGCCGCCCCGUGAGAGUAGACCAGCCAGCAAACCGGCAGCAGAGCAAACACACCGAAGAAGCGCCGUCGCCGACUUGGCCAAGACUGGUCUUGGUCUUGGUCUUGGACUUGGCCGAGACGAGGCGAGACAGUGAGGCGAUCUUACCUGGUGGCCGAGGCCAUUUCGGAGUGGCAGUCAACGGGCACAUCUCAAGCGUUGCAGUCGCUUUCCAUGCGGACUCCACUUUAAAGCCAAAAAUCGUUUUAGUCUCGUCUUGUCUCGUGUAUAUAUUAUUUUUGGCCAACAUCUGCGUGUUCGCCAAUAGAUUGGCGUGAAAGUGGUUCAGAUUAAACCGAAAUAACUCAGGAAACGGCAUCAGUGACUACAAUUGUCAAACACAGUAAUCGAGGAGUCGCUGAGCCUUCAUUAUGUUUCUCACAAAGAGUUCAAGUGCGCGGCACUCGCUGCUGCUGCUUCUGCUGGCCCUCUGUUGCCUGUCCAGCGCCUUUGGUGCCAAGAUAACCAAGAAGGUGGUGAAGGAGCCAUCGGAAACUGGGGAAAAAUCAGAGACGGAGUCGGAUGCUGAUGCUACUGCAUCUCCACCUGAGGAGGCAAACGAUGAAGAUGACGAGGAGGAUGAUGACGACGACGACGACGAUGACGAGGAGGAGGAGGCUGCAUCUGCAGACAAAGAAGCAGAAGCAGCCACAUCAACUACGUCGUCGGGUAACCACAAGAACCCCAAUGCAGUCCAGGCCUCCACGGAUCCCACAGAUCUCAGUGUCUGGGGCAUGGUGCGUACUCUCUGGGGCUGGCUGCGCAGCGAUCUGAGUGAAAGCCUAUUUGGCGGCGAUGACGACAGCGACGACGGAAAGCCCGCGUCCGGGAGCUCAGCUGUGGAGGGUCGUACCUUUGGCAAGAUUCGUCGCCUUCAAAUGGCUCUGAUACAUAUCUUCAAGUUUGGAGUGCUCUCUGCCAUGGUUGCCUUCUUAGUGGCCAUUGGCAUGAAGUCGCUGUUCCUGCUCAAGGUCCUCGUGGUGAUGAAUGCCAUCGCCAUUCUGGGCAAGUUCAUCACUCUGAAGUCUAGUCUCUUCGGACAGUACGAGCACACGGCGCCGUCGUUUAACUAUCCCGGCUGGAACCCGCAUGCCAAGGAGUCGUGGAGCAACACGGAAUUGGCAGCGGACUGGGGCCAUCCGCCCAGCAAGGAGAUCCACCUGCACAUCCAUGGUAAUGCCCAGACCCAGGCUCAGUUGGCCGGUCAGGGCUACCAGUAUGAGUCGCAGUCCGGCGGUUGGGCCAGUCGCUCGGAUCCCUAUGGAGCCUACGCUCCCACGGACCAGUUCUCCGCUGAUGGCCAGCAGUCGGAGGCGGGAGUGGUCCGGGAGGGAGUGCCUAAUACAACAGAUCCCAUGUCCUUGCUGCCAACGAAAUACCGAGCGAGGACCUUCAUCCGAUGAUGAGGAUUCAGUUAGGAGAGCUGUUCCAAAUGGGUUCCGCAUGGAAGUCAACGACCACCGCUAGCACACACACACCUUUAGUCAGCGACUUUUCGAGGACGCAGCUUUACGUACACCUAAAACUAUAGAGUUACGAGCUUAGUUUUAAAUUAAAUUAUUUCCCCCA